Messenger RNA from Sphenostylis stenocarpa, 780 nucleotides. Lineage: Eukaryota; Viridiplantae; Streptophyta; Magnoliopsida; Fabales; Fabaceae. The record is from the annotation of a GenBank genome assembly.
AUGCCAACGCCAAACACCCUCGAGAAGAUAGAAUUAGCUGGCUAUGGAGAACGUGGGGUUCUAAAAAUGACGCAAAAUGAACCGAUGCUACAUCGAUCACACGUAUACAAGAAAGAAUUAAGUAAAUGUAGAGAUGAAACAUUAUGGGGGUUCAGGAAGCAAGAGCUUGUGAUGGGGGUGCACGAGUCCAGUAGGUUGGCCAGAGCAAAACUUGUUACAUCCAUUUUAAUUAAGAAAGAUCCAGAGGAUUGGUGGGAGAAUCAGAGAGACAGGAUGAGAAAAGAAAGAAAUUUCAUGCAGAGGGAAUUUGUCUUGGCAAUGUUUGUAGGGUCAGGUGUUAAGUGGAAACUGCAAAAACAAAUUGCCGUGGUACAAACAGAAGUUGUUGGAUUUAAACAGCAUGCACUGGAUAUUUCUGAAAGUCUUUGUAUGCAUGGAUGGAGAGGUCAGCACAGUUCCAUCUCCAUCUACAAUAUGCCACUUCCCCCAUGGUGGGCCUCACCAUUUGUCAGAAACAAACACUCCAGUAGAUAUGCCAGAUUAUCUAUAAGAAGUGCUUCUGCGGCAACAAAUAUCCUUUCUCAUGUUCUUCCGAGGUUGACCCACGUCAUGACCAAUUCCGGUUUGCCACCCACCCUACUGAAGAAUCCUAUACUUGAAUCAACUUUAGAAGUUGAGGCCAAAAACUGGCCUGCAAUAGGUUUUCACUUCACAAUAGGGAAGCAAUCACGUGUAUCAACAGUUUUCUCAGCAAGAGGGAGACAAAGUAAUAACAAAUAA